This is a messenger RNA of Chanos chanos (milkfish), 756 nucleotides long. Its product is annotated as T-cell-specific guanine nucleotide triphosphate-binding protein 1-like. Bases 1 to 756 code for a protein of 251 amino acids. Gene Ontology annotation, cellular component: membrane. Gene Ontology annotation, molecular function: GTP binding. NCBI's taxonomy places the organism in Eukaryota, Metazoa, Chordata, Actinopteri, Gonorynchiformes, Chanidae. The transcript has 3 exons. The record is from RefSeq and is a predicted model, not a curated record.
AUGGCACAACAAGAUCCUGAUAUUACUGCUGCAAUCCAGUCAUCAGGAGAGUUAACUUUAGAGGGAGCUGCUGCUAAGGCAAAAGAAGAGCUUGAUAAGCUAAUGCAUGUCACACUAGACAUUGCUGUUACUGGUGAGAGUGGAGCAGGGAAGUCCUCCUUUGUGAAUGCAAUCAGAGGACUUUCUGAUGAUGAUGAUGGAGCAGCUCCAACUGGUGUGACAGAGACAACAAUGGAGCCAACAAUGUAUCUGCACCCCACAAUGCCAAACGUUAGGAUCUGGGACCUGCCUGGAAUUGGAACCCAAAGGUUUAAAGUAAAACAGUACAUCAAGGAUGUCAGAUUUAACUCUUAUGACUUUUUCAUCAUCAUUUCUUCAGAGAGAUUUAAAGAAAAUGACAUCAUUCUGGCCAAAGAGAUCAAGAAAAAUAAAAAAAACUUCUAUUUUGUUCACUCAAAGACUGAUAAUGACAUUCGCACAGAGAUGAGAAAAAAAGGAUUCAAUGAACAGGACCUGCUCCUUAAGAUCAGAGAGGACUGUGAAAGGAACCUGGCAGAAUUUGGAGACUGCAAAGUUUUUUUGAUUUCUUCUUUAGAAGUUAGAAAAUAUGAUUUCCCGUUGCUUAAAGAAACCCUGGAAAAGGAUCUUCCAGACUAUAAGAGAUAUGCCCUAUUGUAUCUAUUACCUUCUUUGACAAGCAUAAUAUUUACUCAAUCUUGCUCAAAUUACCUUAAUGUCACAAAACACAAAUUUUAG